Molecule: messenger RNA, 1875 nt
Organism: Fomitopsis serialis
Lineage: Eukaryota; Fungi; Basidiomycota; Agaricomycetes; Polyporales; Fomitopsidaceae
Exons: 10
Coding region: 1-1875 (624 amino acids)
Source: RefSeq, a predicted model, not a curated record
AUGCACUCUGGCCGGACCGCUGGCAACGUGCUGGCAAUGACAACGUCUGCAACGUUGACCCGGACCCCUCCGGCUGGCGCCGGCCGCACCGUUUCAGACGGCCAGAUCUCACUCCGGGUUUACCGUUCGGAACGUCAAAUCUUACUCAGUAGGCUCGAACAUACCAGGGCAGCGACACCAGGAACACAUAAGCCGCCUCAAGAUGGCCCGAAUGUUCUGCCGCUCUCCGAGAUCGUUGGGGAUGACUUCGUCGCUGAGGUCGCGGCGUCGAACAGUACCAACGGACCACGUUCACUGUUCACCAAAGACGACCUCCUGCGCGUGCAGUCCGAAAUAGCGUGCACGAUGCGCCCUAGCCAUUCGACGGGCCCGCCUGCACGAAUCGGGACGAAAGUGCACGGCAAAUUGAAGGCUGACCAGUGGAAGGCGGGGAUCGACUUCGAACUUCCCGUUUACCUGAUGAAACAUUGUCAUCAUAACGCGAUGCACAUACCAGAAUUUCUCAUGCACUUCGGACCCAUGCCGGGUUGGUGGAUGUUCCCCUUUGAACGGGUGAUCGGUUUGCUGCAACAGGUGAACACUAAUGGAAAGAUAGGUCAAAUGGAUCGCACCAUGCUGGAUACGUUCUGUGCGGCCGCGAAUAUCAAGUCGUUCGUGCAGCAAGAGGCGUGUCCGGACGCCUUGCAACGACUCCGGCCGCUGAUGGAAUCCCUUCUCAAAGCGGACACUCGAGCCACGGUUGCGGGAGACGAGAUCAGCAACUACCUCAAAUUCAAAGAACUCGACAAACACUACUACGAGGCCAUGGUGAGCCAGCAGACGGCGAUAAAGGUCGACUUACCUGACUGGACGCCUGGACGGAGAGCGAUCAUGCAUAAUCGCUAUACCUUCUCUGGUCUAACGUACUCAAAGUACGUCGAGGGGAAGGCGGGCGGCAUCAUCUUCUUCCAGCCACGCACCGGCGACGCCUUCAUUCCUGGUGUUAUACGUGAGAUAUUCGCGGUUGCAGCUUUGGACAACUCACGGCCGCAUCUUGUUGGACAUAUGCUCCUCGCAGUCCAACGCUUCCAGCCCCGCCCACCGUCGGUCGUCGAUCCGUUCCUCGCGUACCCUGAUUUCGGAGCCAGUAUUUGGUCUCGCACGACGUCAAGGACCAUGGAGAUAAUUCCUGUAGUACGGGAGUUACAUCACGCAAUCGUUCAGCCUUGGGACGACGGGACAUAUGUCCUGAAGUCUACAGCGACGGCUCACAAUCGCUUAUUGAUCGACUACUUCGAAUGUAACUACGUUGAAGUACUACGCUACCCAUCCCGUGGCAGGCGAGAACUCGGAGCGCCCGGGCCAACCGGUCCUAGGACCGGCUGCCAUACGGCCCGCCGGAGAUUGCCACGGCUUUGCACCUGCCCUAAACGCACCCAGGAUCGUCUGAGCGGUCCCAAGGUACUUCUCUUCCUUUCGAUCCACCACGUCGCGAAUGCCCUCCUUAGUGUAGCGAAGCGAUAUUACAAGCGGUGCAACGCCCGGAGACAGACAAAAAUGUUCGACCCUGCCACCGAGACGGUUGUUCUCAGUGAUCGGCCCAAGAUUCGCAAGCCGGACGGUGAAGUCGCUCGCCCUGGCAGAGGUGGCUAUACGCUUGCCUCUGAUUUGAAGUGGCCCGACGGUUUGUACGGCAAAGUUCAGCAUAGGGUCGCCGCCUUGGCCACGAAACACAUGAAACCAAUCAGUCUCAGCAAUCAACCUCUAGAGGCCAUCAAGACCGUGUGCGAUGAGGCCGCGAAGUCUUUCCCUGUCUUGCUGGACUACGAGGAUCAUUGGGUGACUCGCGACAUGCUCAAGACUCACUUGAAGAACAAGGCGCAGCGUGCGAAGUAA